GUUGAGGGUCAUUACAUUGACCAGCUGCGCGCGACUUGCUUUCACUUCCACGUUCAGCUACAAGCAUCAGCACACUCAUCACGCGUAUGUCGUCUCAGUUCCUCACUCUCUAGUCGCCUUAUUGUUCUCAUUGGACUAUCUUCACAAUGCCUAGAGUUGUGAGCGCAGACGAUGAGGCAUUUUCCGAAGACAGCGACAUUGGUGACAUUAAUCAUGGCGAUGAAAUUCCCGCUGACGCUGAACCCAAAACCCAACUAAACGGUGAAUUGCACGACGACGCCGAGGAAGCUGCUCAACAACGAUCUUUGCCUGCCAGAGCAGAAAGUGAAGACACCGAUGUGAGCAAGCCUGGUGAACCGGACGAAGAGUAUGUGGUAGAGGAAAUACAAGGCCACCGCACGCGGAAAGGUACCGUGGAAUACCACAUUAAAUGGGUGGGUUAUGACGAGUCUGAGAAUACCUGGGAGCCCGAAGACCAUCUACUUCCUCACGCAAGAAAGGUCCUUACCAGCUAUCACAAGGCCAUCGGUGGCCCACCAGGCGCCACUAGCAUCAAACGAAGCAAGUCAAAACAGUCUCGGAAAGCACAUUCAUCUGCAGAUGACACUCCAGAACCGAAAAGAAGGAAGAAGAACGGCGAGACUGCUGCGAGUCCAGAACAAGAAAUUGGCACAUGGACACCCAAAGGUGACAACUGGGAGCCCCAGGUCGACAAGGUUGAAACUAUUGAACGUAAUCAAGCUGGGCAGCUGACGGCGUUCGUCCUGUUCAAGAACGGGAAGAAGUCGAUCGUGUCCAUGGAGAAGGUCUAUGCUCACUGCCCUCGUCCCAUGUUGAAGUUCUACGAGGAGCACCUGAAAUUCAAGUAUGUCUGACCUUCUCUCUUCGAGCGGCAACCAGCUAACGAAAGAAAACUAGCUGAAAACUGUCUUGCCGCCGAAGUGAAGUUGGCACUUUCUCUCCAAUAAUUGUACAUAACUCUACCUACUUCCGACAUCUUGGGUUGGGUUCUCAUGAGGUCUUUGUUUUUAGCGUGCUUCGGAGCAUGGAGUUCUGUGCAUAAUGCGGGAUGAAAAAAAGGAGGGUGGAUGGGCUUGAAUUCUAGCCACCGAUGCAGCACACCGCAAGACAGAUGGCGGAUUCGCUGAAGAGUUGCUUUACCCAGUAGCGCCAUUGGUCGAGCAGCUGGGAACGAAAGCAGUCAACCGUGAGCUUCACGUUGCGUUGAAUUCAGAGGCCGUGGGCUAAAGGAGCUUGUCACGGAGACACUACUCUGUGGGAACAUAACAAAGAGCUGAGAUCGUCAGAUCGCCCGACUCGGCUUGGGAAAAGAUCAGUAUCACGAUGCAAGCUUCAAGCUACAUAAGCUGGCUUGGUAAUGAGAAGAAGCUUCGAAUGAUCCCGUCACGGGAUCCUGUCCAAGUAAGAAAGAAUCAUUUCGUUGACCCUG
Exophiala xenobiotica is the source of this 1450-nucleotide messenger RNA. RefSeq lists its product as uncharacterized. Gene Ontology annotation, molecular function: chromatin binding. The transcript has 3 exons. Bases 147 to 875 code for a protein of 242 amino acids. Gene Ontology annotation, biological process: negative regulation of transcription by RNA polymerase II; chromatin organization. The record is from RefSeq and is a predicted model, not a curated record. Lineage: Eukaryota; Fungi; Ascomycota; Eurotiomycetes; Chaetothyriales; Herpotrichiellaceae. Gene Ontology annotation, cellular component: pericentric heterochromatin; nucleus.